AUGAGUACCAGCACUGAUGAAUGCAAUCCUGCUACCAAGUGUGGAUGCGAUCACAACUGGCAUGCGUACUCAGGGACGACUCACUUCAAGUCCAAAGCCACAAUUGUUUCUAUCGAUUCAGAUUCUGAGGGAGCUCCAAUGACAGCAUCUGAGGGAGCUCCACCAAGUCCAAGUUUGGUAACUGAGGGAGACUCAUCGGCAAUCGAGGGAGCCUCCACUGAAGGAAACUCAUCGGCAAUCGAGGGAGCCUCAACAAAGCAGCCAGACAUACAGCCUCGACAAGUCACCUUUGACGACCCUAACCUUGCCGAAGGAGCGAAAACUUUUGAUCCAGACAUUGCCAUGACUCGACGAAAGCAGCUCCGACUGUUCAUCCUCCAUGAACGAUACGGACAUCUCCCUUAUCCAAAAUUACAGAUGAUGGCUCGAGCUGGAAUGAUUCCCAGGGAGCUGGCAAGUGUUGAUCCACCUAAGUGUCCUGGUUGUGCAUACGGAAAAGCGCAUCGAAAGCCUUGGAGAAACAGUAAGAAGCAGCGCAAAAUCAAGCCUGCCACUCAUUCGGGACAAGUUGUCAGCGUCGAUCAGUUGAUCAGCCCAACCCCAGGAUUUGUUCCAACUCAUCGAGGCACCCCAACGCUUGCCCGAUACGUUGGAGCUACUGUAUUUGUUGACCACUUCACCGACUUCACAUAUGUACACUUGAUGACGGCAAUGAAUGCAGAGGAAACCGUUCUUGCGAAACUUGCGUUUGAACGAGAGUGUGCUACUCAUGGAGUGUCCAUCCGACAUUACCAUGCUGAUAACGGAUUAUUCGACACCAAGGCCUUUCGCAAUUCAAUUACUAAGGCCGGUCAAGGUUUGACGUUCUGUGGUGUCAAUGCGCACCAUCAGAAUGGGAAAGCCGAGAGAAAGAUCAAAGAAGUGACAGAAGGGGCAAGAACUGCAUUGAUUCAUGCUGCUCAUCGAUGGCCGGAUGCCAUUCAUGCGGCUCUGUGGCCAGCCGCUCUCAAGAACUACACUAAUCUGAAGAAUUCGCUUCCAACCAAAUACACACCUGAAAUCAAAACAGCUUGCAAGCCCAACAUUCGCACAACAAAUGGGCGGAUCGGAGUCGAGUAG
Messenger RNA from Cylindrotheca closterium, 1119 nucleotides. The record is from the annotation of a GenBank genome assembly. NCBI's taxonomy places the organism in Eukaryota, Bacillariophyta, Bacillariophyceae, Bacillariales, Bacillariaceae.